This is a messenger RNA of Styela clava, 4793 nucleotides long. RefSeq names its product voltage-dependent L-type calcium channel subunit beta-2-like. Gene Ontology annotation, biological process: calcium ion transmembrane transport. Lineage: Eukaryota; Metazoa; Chordata; Ascidiacea; Stolidobranchia; Styelidae. Gene Ontology annotation, molecular function: protein binding; voltage-gated calcium channel activity. The record is from RefSeq and is a predicted model, not a curated record. Gene Ontology annotation, cellular component: voltage-gated calcium channel complex.
UAUUGAAUUAAAUAGAUUAUUUCCAAUGCUCUUUGUUCUUAUGGUUGGACUGGAUGAUAUUAUUCUUCUAAAUGAACUUCUGAAUAUUGAACCAGCAGCGUUGGUGUCAUGGUUCUAAGAGAUUGGGACGAUACUGACAUGACACACCAAGCUCACAAUAUGAUGAGCACUAUUCAACAGAAUCAUAGAGAUAUUGAACUUGGGGUUAUGGAACGCCCGAGCCCUGUCAGCAAAGGUACUGGUGCUCGGAGAAAGGACUUGAUACACAGCUCAACUGUUCCAACUCAAGUAUCUCCCCUUGCAAGUGGUGGUUUGCCUCGACAAUCAUCUCUUGUAAGACAGGGCUCAGCAGACUCUUACAACAGUCGGCCCUCAGAUUCAGACAUAUCUUUGGAGGAAGAUAAAGAAGCACUGAAGCGUGAAACCGAACGACAGGCUCUUGCUCAACUUGAAAAAGCCGAGACAAAACAAGUAGCAUUCGCUGUGCGCACAAAUAUUGCAUACAAUUGCUCAGCUGAUGAUGAUUCCCCAGUGCAAGGAAAAGCCGUUUCUUUCGACGCUAAGGAUUUUCUACACAUUAAAGAGAGAUACAACAACGAUUGGUGGAUUGGAAGAUUGGUAAAGGAGGGAUGUGGAGUGGGAUUUAUACCGUCACCUGUUAAAUUGGAACAAAUACGCAAUCAACAGACUUCGAAAUCGAAUAAAUUUUAUAUGUCAAAAUCUGGAGGGACUUCAACAUCAAGUCUUGGUGAUACAGUGAGUCAGUCUAGACGUUCCACACCUCCAUCAUCAGUUGCUGAUCUUGACACGAACGGUGCCGAAGAUGAUGAUUCAGAUUCACCUACAAUGACUUCGAGUCAACGAAGUCCAAAGACAUCAGUUUCAUCUCAGUCUGGUACAAUAGGACGAGACGGAAAAAAGAAAACCUUUUUCAAAAAGCAGGAGACAAUACCUCCAUAUGAUGUCGUUCCGUCUAUGAGGCCAGUUGUUCUGUGUGGUCCAUCAUUAAAAGGAUAUGAGGUGACUGACAUGAUGCAAAAAGCUAUUUUUGAUUUUCUGAAAAGACGCUUCGAAGGGCAAAUAUCAAUCACAAGAGUUACUGCUGAUAUAUCUCUCGCUAAAAGAUCAGUCCUGAACAACCCUAUCAAAAGAGCAGCAAUUGAGAAAUCAAACACAAGAUCAAGCAUAGCUGAAGUGCAAAGUGAAGUUGAACGUAUCUUUGAACUUGCACGAACUCUUCAACUUGUCGUUUUGGACGCUGAUACUGUCAAUCAUCCGUCACAACUGUUGAAAACAUCGCUUGCUCCGAUUAUGGUGUAUUUGAAGAUCUCAUCCCCAAAAGUUCUUCAAAGGCUCAUAAAAUCGCGAGGAAAAUCUCAGUCGAAGCAUUUGAAUGUACAAAUAGUUGCAGCGGAAAAAUUAUCACAAUGCAACCCGGAUCUUUUCGAUGUUCUUCUUGAUGAAAAUCAAUUGGAAGACGCUUGCGAACAUCUUGCGGAAUAUUUACAAGCAUACUGGCGAGCUACUCAUCCUGAGAGCAUGUUUGAUAAUCCUGCAUUAGCCAGAAGUACAAACUCGUCAUCUCAACCGUCAACACAUUUACAGGUUCACGUUUUGACAUCGCUGAAGCGUAAUUUGAGCUUUCGUUCUGGACGCCGCGGGUCAACGAAUCCUCCAUCUAGUGAUAAAGAAGAUGAAAAAUAGCAGAAUGAAAAGGACGUUAUAUAUCACACGUUUAUUCUGACAAACUAUAUGUGGCAACCCACAAAAUACAUCCUUGCUUACAGGCCCAUUGUUGGUAAUGCUUUUGUAGGCGAAUAGCAGUGCACAAUAUCACACAGUUUUGGGAUAGCUGUGUCAAGAUGCUUUAAUGUUGCUAUAGGCUAAUUUCCUUAGUAAUUUGUAUAACUAAAUUUUCAGAUAUUCAAUUUUCUUCUAUGAAAUGUAUCAUUUAUCUUAACCAACUUCAGAUAAAUUUAGUAAUAGUUGCUUAGAAACAGUGGAUGGAAUAAAUAAUAGUGGUGAUUGCGAGAAACAGAAAUACAUAUUUUUCAGUUUUUGAAUGAAUUGAAUAGCACAAAAUUUGUGCACAUUAGAGCACGUAGGUAGCGGAUUAAUUGCGAGGUUGAACUACACCCAAAAUACUAUAUGAAAGCCUUCAUACUGUAAAGUACACUGUCAUAUAUAUAUUUGAGGGCAAGGGCGCUUUUGCCUGCACAAUUGGUGAUAGAGAGCACUUGUGUUGUAUAGGAGUCUAUAUUAUGAAGAGUUUUAUCUAGAACUUUUGGCUCCUACCAAAAUUAUGUGUAAAUAUUUUUCUUUUGGUGUCAAUUGUAUUGAUAGGUUUGUUAAAAUUAAAAUUCUAUUGAUCAUCUUAAAAAUACGAAGAUAUACGACUAGUUUGGAAAAAAAGGUGAAGAUGUCUUAUAUCAAAAUUGUAUAUCAUGUGAUAGUCAUACAAUAUGGCACAUAAUUGAUGUUACGUUUUUUCUUCUUUUUUUUAUACACUGCACCUUAAUGUUCCCAUUGUCCGUUCUCAAACCAAAUCACUCAAAAAUAUACUCAUUCGGAUAAUAUUCAAUGGUUUGCGUGCAUCCUUGCUUUAAACCUCAAUUUCGUGUUAAUAGAUGAUGCCACUGAUAUGUUUUUACAUAAAAAAGCAACAUAAGGUCCCAUUAUUCAAUAUUUAUCAAAUCCACUCAAAAAUAUACUCAUUUGGAAAUAAUGGUUUGAGUGCAUCCUUGCUUUAACCCUCUCUUUUGUGUCUAUAGGCCAUGGCCACCAAUAUGUUUUUUUGAAUCGAAAAAGUAACAUCAGGUCCGUUGUCUAUUCCCGGACCAAAUCCAUUCAGAAUAUACUCAUUCGAGAAAUACUGAAUGGUUUGCAUCCUCACUUGUGUGUCGAAAGAUGAUGCGCGACCAAUAUGUUUUUCACAUCAAAAAAGUUGACAUCGGUUUUAACUAUUGAGUGUAUGCAGCAUAUACCAAAAUAUACGUGAAUUCUCAAAAAAGCACCGUGAAUGUAACAAUAUUUCCGCAGGCUUAUCUCGCAAUGAUAUGUGGUGCUCCUAUCUCUCUGCCCCUUAUUUCUUUCUAUGAAAUUUCUCUGUAGAAUUAUGUAAGAUUUAGACAUUUUAUUUAUUAUUCUAAUAGAUUGUGGUUAAUGACACAAACUUUUUGCUGGAAGAAGCGCUUACCUUAUUUGUCGUUCUUUCCUUUGUCUUCUUUAUUUACAACUGCAAGCAGUAUGGUACAAUUGCAGAGGAUAUCUCUUAUUUCAUAAUUAGCAUUUUUUGGUACAUGGUAACGGUGUUAGUACUUCAUAUUUUACAAUUUUUUUUUUUUUUUUUUUUUUCAAAAGUAGUGUACAAAUGACAUAGUUUUAACAAAAUUGGGUUAUUUGUAAAAAGGCCAUUCAAAAAUUGAUAGGAUUUGAACCCCCGACACAGCCACCCCCAGGGUAUCGAGUUGUAUUAAUCCUAAUAUGGGGGUUUCUUUGAAACAUACAGAUGAGGGGGGGUCGAUUUUGUUUAAAUACACUUUUGAUAUGACUAAAAAUCCCUAGUGAUUUAUACUAAUUUCAUUUUUUUACUAUCUAUCUGGAACCCGGAGAAUUGACAAUUCAUUAGGCUAUGCAAAGACUAUAUAGUAUUUUUUGCAGUGUGCUCUUCACACAAGGUUACGAUUAUCCUACAUUACAAUAAAUAAUUGAAACGAUUAGCAAUUUCUAUCAGAUUAUUUAUUUCACAGUCAAUGAACUGAAUACACAAAUUACUUGCCGUUACUGAAGUAUUCACUCCUAUUUUUCGUGCGAUACACUGAUACACAUUGCUUUUUCUUCUCUUCUUGCCACUUGUACUAUUUUUUCAUGAACUCUAUUGCAGUUGUGGUACAUUGUAUGUAUUUCAUUCUAUUUUUUUGUAGAAUAUAUAAACAAAACACAUUUAUGUAUAUAUAAGGAAGAGAGUAAGGUAUUCAUUUUGGUCCAUGCCCGAAAAAAGACCUGUUGUGUUAAAAAUUUUCUGGAACUAAAAAUAUUUGAUUCAGUUGUUAUUGUUCUCCCAUUAGUUCGUACCUCAUUCUGGGUAGUAGAGUAGUUGAAAAUUUAUAAUCAAAUCAGAUUACUGGUUGAAAAAAACAGUUUCAAAGUUCAAAUUUUAUUUAUAAUAAAUUGCUCUAAGAAUUUCACCACUAAUCUAUUUGGUUUGACCAGAUAGCAUACAGUACGAAAAAAUGGGCUUCUUACAAAAUGUCGAAAUUUUAAUAUACCUGUUAUGGGGAUGCGUUGUAUAGCCCACUACUCCGAUUGUGGGAGCGCUUAAAGCUAAUGUUGGCACUUAUUUUUCUGGUACCACUAUAUAUUGUAAAUCAUGUUACAUUUUUUUGUAUAACUUUACUGUUAUAAAAUUUUCUUUCUGUGAUUAUGAUUCCCCUUUUCAUUCUUAUUCAAGACUUAUCAUGUAUUUGAUUUUGUCUCAACCUAAGCAUAUGUUUGGGCCUGGCAUGGCCCAAGCUGGAUCACACCUCGAUCCUAUUGUACCAAUAAUAUAUUCUAACCAGUUCGUACGGUAGGUUUAAUUUUCUGACAGAUUUCCGUUUAUUUUAAGUUUUACAAAGAAAAGUUCUCAAAUCAUGUUGAUUAUUUAUGGGAACAUGUUAUUCUUCUGUGUGGGAGUUAGUGGCAAAUAUAUUUCUUGUGUAAUUGAUAGGCACGCUUCAUAUUGCAGUUUACAAACCAUUGCCGCUACUCGUUUCUUUUUAUCUGAGACAAAUAAAGGUUAUUGCAUGAGUCUA